CCGCCCCCGCAGCGCCCAGCGGCGCGCUGGCGCCGAGGUGCUCGAGCGCCGCAGGCCCAGGGGGCGCCCCGCGCAGCUGCAGCAGCGGCACCAGCCGCGGCGGCAGCCGCGGCAGCAGCCACAGAGGCCUCCUCGGAGGGCGCCGUCGCCGUCUGGCUGCGGAGCCCCAGCGGCGUGAGGGUGCCCGAAACACGGCGGGCCGGACACCUUCCGCGCGGUCCGGAGCCUCGGGGCGUGGCCGACGCCACCUCGGGCGACCUGUCGCGGGCGACCCGCUGCCGCUUCGGCGCCGCCGCGCCCGCGGGCGAGGCGGCCGAGUGGCCCCCGCCCCGGGCGGCGCCAGCGGGGCUCCAGUGGCCCGCGGGGGCGCGGAGGCACGGUGGCCGGCGGGCACAGCCGAGGCCGUGAGAGCCGCCAAUGAUGCAAGCCCGGCCGCGGAGGCGGCACAGCGAAGAAGCGCGAGCGCCCGCCAGGCGGGCAGAGGGGCAGGCGGCGGCGG
Messenger RNA from Prorocentrum cordatum, 499 nucleotides. NCBI's taxonomy places the organism in Eukaryota, Dinophyceae, Prorocentrales, Prorocentraceae. The record is from the annotation of a GenBank genome assembly.